AUGAGCGGUGGGGUAAACCCACCCCUGCCUGCAACUGGUUUCGGUCGCCUGCGGAUCCUUGCUGGGGUCUGCGUCUACUCCGUGCUUGGUUCCGUCGCCGACAUCUCCUACGAUAUCCUCCGUACUCUGCGCAUAAUCGCCACCACGCGACCUUCCGCAGAUUACAGGCCGUCAAGCGUCGAUGACUGGACAGACGAACAACUCAUGGACCUACAUGUCAACGGCAGCGAGGAACGUGCUGGCUUGCCCCCGCUGCACGUAGAUCUGGACCCCAGCCUGGUGAACGUCUGGCCAUUUACGCAUGAUACCAUCUGCAAGCGGGACGGUUAUUUGCCCCACGAUAGACCAUCGCCCGAGGGUACCGCCCUCGAUAUUGUGUUCCGCCACACCACCAUACCCGUCCCUCGCGUCCGUCGCACGCUGUACCCCACAGUGGAAGAAGGUUACCGAGAUCAGACGCUCACCAUCAUGGACCGUAUCCCAGGCCGCCCGCUCGAACAAGUAUGGCCUACGCUCUCUCUCCUGGGCAAGCUACGAGUCGCAUGCGUCCUCCGGAGCUAUAUCCGCCAGUUGCGCGCGAUCCGCACCCUCGCGCCAUCAUCCCCGGUCCACUUGCGCCGGCUUGACACCGUUGUCACCAUACAGCCUGAUGUUCGCAGGUGGACUCCAAAGAUUCGUCCCGCCCUGGCAGAACAUCGCGGAGUUCGCGGCAUGGUUGUCGAGCGCUACGAGCACUCGAAGGCAUGCUUCCCCGAGGAGCAUGUGGGGACCACGAUGGAACCCAUGCGCAAUGUAAUGAUUGGUGACGACGGGCGGGUGUAUCUCAUCGACUGGGAGCAUGCCGGGUUCUAUCCGCGAUGGACGGAAUACCGGUCACCUGACGGUACGCAUCCUCAAGAAGACGAAGCAUGUUACCGCGGCGGAGAUGGACCCUCGCAUCGCGGCCAAGUUGACUCGGAAGGGGUGCAGGGAAAGUCGGAGCAGCGUAAGCUCGAGAUUAUGAUCGGCGACUUCGUCAAGUCCACGCUGCCCUGCUUCGACGUCCGCAUCUCGAACACGCCCUACUGGAUCUCCGCCCCGCUCGUCUUCCGCCUGCUCUCGCACCAGCCGCUCUUCCGCGCCGCGUCGCGCCUGUCCGCCAACGUGCAGCUGUACGCUGAAGUCGACCUCGUCAUGAAUCCCUCUCUCUUCCUCGACUAUCUGCUGACGAGGAUGCAACCCAUGCUCAGAAUCGCAUUCCUCUGCGUUGCCACCCUGAUCGCCGUCGCCAACGGCGCCGUCGUCUCCCUCUUCAUCCCCGAUGUCUCCAGCGGCAUCGCCCUCUCCGCCAGCAACGCCGGCACCGACCCCGCCGGCCACACCACCUGGGUCAUCGGCCCCGGCGCCGCCAGCGACGGCGUCACCGCGCCCGCGUCCUUCGCGCAGAUGACCCUCGUCCUGGGCCCCACCGACGCGCACCGCAUCCAGCCCGUCACGCACGCGGAGCCCACCGGGGUCACGCUCCUCUCCGCCCCCGCCGUCGUCCUCCACGACGACUGCGCGCUGGGCGCCUCCGCCGCGGUCUGCACCCAGGCGCUCUCGACCGAGGGCGCGGGCGCGACGACGCUCGCGGUGCGCACCGAGCCCGCCGCGCUCCUGCCCGUGCAAGUCGGCGGCACGGCGCGCGCGGUCGGCGCUGGGGUGGCGGGGGCGGUCGUUUGCGCGGUCGCGGGCGCCGUUGCGGUGUUGGUUUGA
Molecule: messenger RNA, 1734 nt
Organism: Epithele typhae
Lineage: Eukaryota; Fungi; Basidiomycota; Agaricomycetes; Polyporales; Epitheliaceae
Exons: 9
Coding region: 1-1734 (577 amino acids)
Source: RefSeq, a predicted model, not a curated record